AUGCUGCGACUCUCGUCUCCGCCCUCGCCUUCUGGCCCCUCGCCUCCCGACCUCUCGCCUCCCCGCUACCAGCGCAUCGAGAGGGGUUAUCAGGCCCUCGAGGAUGCCAGCUGCGCCAGGGUCAAUGCCAGCAUUCCUCCCAUCCCAGGAGCGGACGCGGACGCGUUCAUGGCUGCGUACCGGAGCUUUGCCGGCAACGGCAGCGAGGCGCAUGUGCUCACCUUGGCACAGAGAGUGCUAUCGCAGGCCAAAGUGCGCGCCUUUCUGGCGCUGCCGGAUAGCUUCGUGCCGGGUGGCCUCGAUGCCGCCAUGGUGACGUGCGCAGUGCUCCGCCAAGCCACGCCAAGUGGUCUAGCGAGGUAUGCAGUGCGGGGAGCAAAAGAGGAAACGCUUUUGGGAAGACUGCUACUCAGCCCUCGUCUUAUGCGGGACAUGCUCGUCGCGGGCGGCGCAGCAGGAGGCAGGUACGGGCAGGCGAUGGAGAUCUAUACCAAGAUCAUCCAGGAAAGCGAUAGCCUCUCUGCCGAUGGCGAAGCGAGCGGCGCCGAGCCGUUCUGGGACGACCGCUCCCCCUCCAACAUCCUCGGCCGGCUCGCGCUCGGGACGGCGGUGGAGCACGCCCUUCCGAUUCAGCAGCGCUGGGGUGGAGCCACCGUGGACCCCGUCUCGCGCUUCCUGCACUAUGAGCGCGCAUACCUCGCCGGUAACCUCGAUCCCGCCCUCGAGGUGCUCACCGCCUUCGAGUGCCGGUACACGACCGACUCGGACGCCACCGACGAUGACCUGGCGUGGUUUCGAGCGACCGCCGCCAACUUCCGCCCCGACCACAUCGCGACCGCGUACUCGUGGCGCUACGCGCGGACCGUGCGCACAGAUGUAGCGUAUGGCAAGCCGCACUGCCACGCGCACGGCAACAUAUGCACGGGACAUUACGCCGAGAUCCCGGCAGCGGGCGGAGAGUGCGGGCCGCGUGCCUUCUUCGGUCGCUUCGCGCGCAAGGCGUUUGGGCUACCAACUUGGGGAGUGACGCAGCCGGGGCACGCUGCCAUGUCUUGCUGGUCGCCCAACGGAUGGCACGUUCUGCUGGGCGCCGAUUGGGAGUACAGUUACUGGAGCAAGCGGAGAGAGCAGCGAAGUGGGCCCGAUUUCCACCUGGACGUGCAGUCGCGAGAGCUUCGAGGAGCACAUCAAGGUGUGCUCCGCGGGGGCUGGGCCGCGCUUGCCCGCAAAGAGGCGCCGGUGGGCGCGGGUUGGUCUCCGCGAGCGAGGAGCGGCUACGGCGAGGGAGGGCUUUGGGGUGCUCUAAUGCUGUACAAGAAGAAGCUCGCAGUCGAAGUUACGCCUGCGCAGGCGCGGCAGAUGAAUGCGACGCUGGUGCCGACCAAGGUGGAGGCGCUCCUGGCGAGGUGGGAGAGAAAGGGAGCGGCGCCCAACAUCUCUCGUGACGCCAAUGGCACGGUGCGGCUCCCGGCGGUGGCGUACACGAGCAGGAACGCGUCCGCGGCGAUUGUGGUCAUGCCAAGCUUCGACGCGGGCGAGCAGCUGCUGCACCAGAGAGGCAGCCUCGCCAGCCCCCUCUCCUCCUCCUUCUCGUACGAGCUGAUGGUGGCGGAGCAGGAUGCGGGCCGUCACUACCUCACGGCCAACAUCAGCACGUGGCACAUCAACCAGGACCUGCUCGUCUCCGUCAACGCCUCGAGCGGGCAGAGCUUGCCUGUGGCAUACACGGUCGGCUACUGGAACGAGACGCAGCCGGUUGAGGUCUGGCUGGGAAGGGGCGAGAAUGUGCUCACCUUCUUCCGCUCCAGCGAUCGCGAGAUUGCCAUCAAGGAGGUCCGUCUCUACAAGACCCGGCCGGUCGUGCCGCCGCCGCCCGCCAACUAUACGCCGGCCCCGGAGCCGCCGCGCCAGGCGUACAUUGAGGUCCCCGCGUCCACCACGUGCGCCAGGACAGGCAUCGCCGACAUCAUUGACGCGGAUGAGUGCGGCCGCGCGUGCGGGAUCCUCGGGAAAAAGUUCACCGGCCCUAGGUCGCGCGCAAACAUCACGGGCUGCUUCGUCCUCGCCGACGGCGAGUGGGAGGGCCGCUGCAACUUCAACACGAAUCGGUCCGCCUUUUGCGCGGAGCCGCCGUGCACAGUGCUCGGCGGGACGGGAAGGGAGGUGUGUAUUCGACUCUGA
Messenger RNA from Emiliania huxleyi CCMP1516, 2181 nucleotides. RefSeq lists its product as hypothetical. The record is from RefSeq and is a predicted model, not a curated record. NCBI's taxonomy places the organism in Eukaryota, Haptophyta, Isochrysidales, Noelaerhabdaceae. The coding region runs from base 1 to 2181 and encodes 726 amino acids. The transcript has a single exon.